AUGUCCACUUUUACCAUGUACCCCUCCACUGAACCGGACAAUCAAGCAGCACAAAGCACGCGGGUUGAUCCAGUUCACCCUGCUGUCCAUUUUGGAGCCACUGCACAAUUGCAACAAGACAACAACACCGCUGAGGGUCAAGCUCGAGAAACGAACCAGGACGACGGCAUUGAGUCCAUUAUGUUCGACGCGGUUGGAAAUCGUAAUCAAGCCUUCGAAGAUAUGACUGAGGACAACCUCAGAGAGGCUAUAGCAAAUCUCUUCGGUUAUGCCCGUGUUGGGAAUGGUUUGGGAUAUAUGUCGCCUGUGCAACAGGCCGCGCAGCAGGCAUAUGCCCAUUUCCAUGCAGUGUCGUCAAAGAAAGGAACAGGCUUACAGAACGCGACUUGA
Molecule: messenger RNA, 390 nt
Organism: Cyclocybe aegerita
Lineage: Eukaryota; Fungi; Basidiomycota; Agaricomycetes; Agaricales; Hemipholiotaceae
Source: the annotation of a GenBank genome assembly